AUGAUUGACGAUGUUGAAAAGCUCUAUUUAGAGAAGUUACAAUAUGUAGAACAACAUGACGAGUCAAUCAAUAACAGAUUAGACCAGUUUAAGGAGAACUUAGAAGAGCGUCUACGUCAAAUACGUGCACCACUCGAACAAAUCUUAUUAAAACAAACUACAAACAAAGAAGAAUUAAGCCAUUUAAAGCAAAUGUUAGGUAGUUUGAAAACUGAAAUCGAUGAAUUACAAUGGAAAAUUGAUAUAUCAGUCAAUAAAAUUGAUCUGAAUCAAACAAUAUUGGUUAAACCAAAAGGAAAUAACAAAAAUUUGAACAGUGUACAAACUAUUAAUCCUUCGGAUUCUGUACUGUUAAAUAAUUACGCUUCUCAAAAUAUCCAUUUGUCCUAUAGACAAGAUCAGUACCCUCAAAAUCAUCUUCAUUAUCUAUCACCAACGCGGCCAGCUUACAUUAAUACAGCGCUUCCAAUAAAAUAUAACACAGCAAUGAAUGGUAGCAAUGAGCACAGUAUGUAUUGUGCUGACUCGCAUAAUACAUAUCACGCUUCGAACAACCAAAAAACAAAUCUGAUCUAUCCGCCCUAUGUUCCUUCACCUCUAAGGAGUCCAUAUCCCCAGUCAUAUUGGAGGUGUCCACCGCCAUCCACCAGAGGAUUACAAACCGGUAGUGCUUAUCAACCACCUAACCCAAUGUUAAUAAGACCGGAACCUCAGUAUCAACAAUGCUAUCCAACAGUGCCUAGUAUGAGCCCAUACAACAGUACUAAUCAGGCAACUAAUAAAGCCUUACCAUAUAUGAUGAGUAAUAUUGAUUCGUAUGAUUCUGUAAGAACAGGGAUUAAUAAUGAAGAGUCAGACAAGAAACAAACUAAUCAGUAUUCCGUAGCAAGUGAUACUUCCGCUGAUAGCAUCACAACAACGUUGUCAAAUCAAAAUCAAGCAUCUCAACAAAGCAUGGAAAUUCCACCUGAAAUAGCAGCAUCUUCAAACAAGAAUCCUCUAUCGCUAUUAUCUAAUUCGGAUUCGCAAAUAAAAGAUGUACAAAAAGUGAACCCGUAUAGUAAAUUGGUGAAGUUAUUUGCUGCUACGUCAGCUCAGUCGGAAGGAAAAAUUAUUCAGUAUAUGAAACGCAUGUUCACAUCUGUUACAAGUGGUCAUACUAAAAUCAUCAUCUUAUCUUAUCUUGAAGCUUGGUAUACUACAUCGGGAAGAGAUCUAGCGCAAUCUAUUGUCGAACUUCGAAUGCCGUUAUUGAAAAAAAUUUUAUCAGAUAAAGUUGAUGAGGAACUUCGAGCAAUUCAUGCCAUUCAAAUGUAUGUGACAGGUUCAUUUUAUCAAUCAAACCAUGUGUUUCAUGGAUGUCCACAUGUAUCUGAUUUAUUAUUUCAAAUGUUUUAUGAUCAUGGCUGUAUAAGACGAGAAGUAUUUCUUCACUGGCGUGAUCAUCCAAAUCAGAACGAACUGCCAGAACAUUCGCUUGUUGUAGAAAACACGAAACAGUUUUUCAAUAAUAUUAAUGUCGAUUUUAAGCAGUCAUGA
Molecule: messenger RNA, 1539 nt
Organism: Didymodactylos carnosus
Lineage: Eukaryota; Metazoa; Rotifera; Eurotatoria; Philodinida; Philodinidae
Source: the annotation of a GenBank genome assembly